AUGCCCAACCGUCAAAUCAUUCAGGUGUUUGAGGAGUACCAGAAGGCACGCGUCAAGUUCGUGCAGACGGUAGCGGACUUGGCCUCCAAGCCGCAGCACAUUGAUGCGCUGCAGCAGGCCGGUGUCAUGCAGCUGCUGCGCCCCCUUCUUUUAGACACUGUGCCGUCCAUUCAGCAGUCCGCCGCGCUGGCGCUGGGCCGCCUCGCCAACUACAACGAGGAGCUCGCCGAGAACGUCGUCUCCGGUGAUAUUCUGGCCCAGCUGGUGUACUCCCUGGGCGACCAGAGCCGCUUCUACAAAAAAUCGGCGGCCUACGUGCUGCGCAGCGUUGCACGGCACUCGCCGCAGCUCGCGCAGGCGGUGGUGGAAAGCCAGGCGGUGGAGGCGCUCGUCGGCUGCCUUGAGGAGUUCGACCCGACCGUCAAGGAGAGCGCCGCGUGGGCGCUCGGCUAUGUUGCGCGGCACAACGCGCAGCUCGCGCAGGAGGUGGUGGACAAGGGCGCCAUCCCCCCGCUGGUGCUGUGCGUGCAGGAGCCGGAGCUGUCGCUAAAGCGCACCGCCGCGUCGACGCUGUCGGAUAUCGCGAAGCACCUGCCGGAGCUCGCGCAGGCGGUGGUCGACCAGGACGCCGUGACGCACCUCGCCCCGCUCAUUACCAGCAACGACGGCAAGCUAAAGCGNCAGGUGUGCCAGUGCCUCGCGCAGAUCGCGAAGCACAGCGUGGAGCUGGCGGAGCUGGUGGUGGAGGGCGAGAUCUUCCCGAAGAUAUUCGCACUGCUGAAGGAUAGCGACGAGGUGGUGCGCAAGAACGCCGCCACGUGUAUUCGCGAGAUCGCAAAGCACACGCCGGAGUUGGCGCAGCUCGUUGUGAACGCCGGUGGUGUUGGCGCGCUCGUCGACUACACGAGCGAGUCCCGCGACAGCGCCCGCCUGCCUGGCAUCAUGACGCUCGGCUACAUCUCCGCAUUCUCCGAGACGCUUGCGCUGGCGGUGAUCGUGUCGCACGGCAUCGCACCACUCGCGCAAGCGCUGGAGAAGGAGCCGGAGGACCACAUCAAGGCGGCAGCCGCGUGGUCGCUUGGUCAGAUUGGCCGCCACAGCGCCGACCACGCCAAGGCGGUGGCCGACUGCAACGUGCUGCCCAAGCUGCUCGACGUGUACCUCGCCCCCGGCAGCUCCGACGACCUCCGCACGAAGAGCAAGCGGGCGCUGAAGAACAUCAUCCAGCGAUGCGUGCAGCUGCCGGCGUUGGAGCCACUGCUGCACCCCGACGCCCCGCAGAAUGUGCUCAAGUACGUCUGCGGGCAGUUUGCGAAGGUGCUCCCCACCGACAUCGCGGCAAAGCGGGAGUUCGUUGCGAACCGCGGCCUCGCAACGGUGCAGCGCAUUCGCGCCGAGCCGGGCUCGAAGCUGGCGGAGUACAUCCAAAGCAUCAACAACUGCUACCCGCCGGAGAUUGUGCAGUACUACUCGCCGCAGUACGCGCAGACGUUCCUGGAGAAGAUAGAGAACUACCACGUCCAACAGGUGCAGCAGCACUGA
Trypanosoma grayi is the source of this 1542-nucleotide messenger RNA. RefSeq names its product putative axoneme central apparatus protein. Lineage: Eukaryota; Euglenozoa; Kinetoplastea; Trypanosomatida; Trypanosomatidae. The coding region runs from base 1 to 1542 and encodes 513 amino acids. Gene Ontology annotation, cellular component: microtubule cytoskeleton. The record is from RefSeq and is a predicted model, not a curated record. The transcript has a single exon. Gene Ontology annotation, biological process: cilium movement. Gene Ontology annotation, molecular function: microtubule binding.